Molecule: messenger RNA, 4979 nt
Organism: Caenorhabditis angaria
Lineage: Eukaryota; Metazoa; Nematoda; Chromadorea; Rhabditida; Rhabditidae
Source: the annotation of a GenBank genome assembly
AUGUUUCGAAUUUGUCGACGUUAUUAUGUAAAUCAAAAGAAAAUUCGAAAUAUCGGAAUAGUUGCUCAUGUGGAUGCGGGUAAAACAACAGUCACUGAAAGGCUAUUAUAUUUAGCUGGUGCUAUAAAUAUUGCUGGAAAUGUAGAUAAAGGAACUACUGUCACAGAUUAUUUGGAUAUCGAAAGAGAACGUGGAAUAACUGUACAAUCAGCGGCGGUGAAUUUGAAUUGGCUUGAAAAUCGGAUUAAUUUAAUUGAUACUCCGGGACACGUGGAUUUUAGAGGUGAGUCAGCUGAUUUUUGCAUGCGAAAAACAGAAAAAAAAACGAGAAAAAGAAAAUAUUUUUGUAUGUACAGUACACCAGCAAGUUUAAAGGAACAUGCUUGAAACACACAGGGUCCCGCGGCGAUUGCACGAGUCUUGACACGAUUUGUGUGGCGGGCAUUUUGAAUUUCAUUUUUUCUCACAGAAAAAUUCUAAUUUUUCAUUUUUUUUUCAGUCGAAGUUGAGCGAUGUGUUCGAGUUCUCGAUGGAAUUGUUUGUGUUAUCGAUGGUUCGGCUGGAGUUCAACCCCAGACAUUGACAGUUUGGAGCCAGUCUUCGAAAUUCAAUCUACCUUCGAUGUUUUUCGUGAAUAAACUUGACAAAAAAGAGGCGAAUUUCGCAAAUUCCGUUGAUUCCAUUGAGCAGAAGCUUGGCCUGAAAGGUAAUUGAGAAAAUUUCCGAAAUUUUGAAAUUAGACGUUUUUCCAGCUAUUAAAACAGUCAUUCCUUAUGGAAAUUUCGAAGGAAUCAUGGAUAUUUUGAGCAAGAAAGUGCUGAAAAUCGGAAUUAUUGAUGAAGAAUGGGUUGAUAUUGAGGAAAAAACAAAAGAAUAUGAUAUUUUCGAGGAAGCGAGAAGUGAAAUGUGUUAUAGUAUUGCUGAUAAUGAUGACGAAUUCAUGAAUCUGUUUUUAGACAAGCAUUCUGGAGACCACGUGAAAAUCCAGAAUUCGCAAAUCAUUGAAACAUUGAGAAAUUUGACAUUAAGCGAAAAGAAAAAAGUGACAACUGUUUCGUGUGGAAGUGCCAUCAAAAGUUUACAUUGUGUUCGACCAAUUCUCGAUUCGGUUGUCAAUUAUUUCCCUUCACCUGAUCUCAGAAAUACACAAUUUCAUGAUAUUUUUGGCGAGAAUUUGAGCGGGCUUGUCUUCAAAAUUACUCAUGAUAAACGGAAAGGUCAACUCAGUUAUAUUCGAGUUUAUACAGGCAAAUUGCAAAAUAAUACAACAAUUUUCAAUUCAUCGCAAUCAAGUUCAGAUGGACCAUUUAAAGUAUUUGUUCCUUAUGCUGAUCAAUUGAAACCUGCUGAUUUUGUACAUUGUGGAAAUAUUGCAGUGGUUUCUGGGUUAGAAAAUACUGUAACUGGAGAUACAAUUUUAUUGAAGUAAGUUAAUUUGAAGAAAAUUAGAUUUCAUUUCAUAAAUUCUUUCUUUCAGUCGAGAUUCAGCUGAACAAGCCUUUGAUAAGCUCAAGAAAAGUGGCGAGAUCGAUUUUCUUCGCACCAAAUCAAAUCUCGACACUCGAAGUGUUGUUUUUGCUGGAAUUGAUGCUCCCGAACCUGUUUACUUCUGUUGCAUUGAACCGCCUUCCAAUAAACAGCAAAAUCUUUUCAACAAAGCUUUAGAUGAAUUGACGAAAGAAGAUCCAUCAAUGAAGAUUCGAUUUGAUCGAGAAACUGGACAGACAAUUGUUGAAACACAGGGAGAAUUACAUCUUGAAGCGAUCAAGGAUAGACUUUUGAGAGGAUAUAAAUUGGAUGUUUUUAUUGGGAAAUUGCAAGUUGCUUAUAGAGAAAGGUUAACUGGGGAGAUAAGUCAUACAAGUAAAUUGGAAGAUUUGAUGAGUGAGAAAAAACGACCUGAAUUUGUUGAAAUAUCGAUGAGAUUAGAGAAAAGACAUGAUAAUGGACAAUUCAAAAGAGUACGUUUCACCCCUUCAAAAAAUUCCAUAUGGCUGUUUUUUUCCAGAUCGAGCUAGAUCUUGCUCCAAAUUCUCGGCCGGUUCGAAAUGAUUGGCAAAGAGCAAUUAGUGAAGGAUGUUCAAAUGCACUGCAAAAUGGACCGCUUGCCUCAUUUCCUGUGCAUUCGGUGAAUAUUUUUGUGACUGAUGUGAUUGUCAGCGGUGGGAAAAUCAAUCCGGCACUUUGUGAGUUUGGAAGGCUAUAAAAAAUUGAGGAAAAAACUCCACGUAGUUUUUGUGACGCCAAAAAACAUUGAAUUUGAACUUUUGAACAUUUUAAAAAGUAUUCAAAUUGGAAGAUCUAUUCGAAGUUUCUGGUUGAAAAGUUGGUAUAAUGUCAAACUGCUAGAUUUUUUGGAGAUCAAAACAAGAAUAUCUCCAGAAACCUCGAAACUGUUAUGAAUCUUCUGAAUUGUCUCAUCGGGUUGUCUCGAAUUCCCAAAUCUCUCUGAAUUUCUCCUCAUCGCCUCUUCUACAUCGACUUUCCAAAAAUAUCACAUGAAAACUGAAAUUCAGAUUUCUAGCCAAUUUUUGGAAUAGUCUUCGCAUGAAAAUUUGAACUUUAGUAUCUUUAAAAAAUUUUUGAGAUUUUUUUGAUUUUUGGAAAACUCAAUUUUUUAUCUGAAAUUCAACUGAAAAUCUCAAAUUAACCUGAGCAAUGUAUGAAGGUUUUGAAUUUUAGAUUUAGCUAUACAUAGUAAUCCAUAAAAUCUACAGUAAUUGAAUGAAGCUACAGUAGCUACACUGAAAAUCCGUUUUUUCUUUUCAAGAAAGUUUAAUUAAUUCAAAUGAAUAUUACAAUGAAAUACAAAAUAAACAGUUAUUACUUUGAAAUCAGGAUUUAUAAUAUAACUUUGAUUAACAUAUUAGAAGUUUAGAAGCCCUUACAAAAAAUAUAAUGGUAUGUGCCUUCUUUGGCAACUUCGCAUUCCACAUAACAUCGAUAAACAUCUGAAAUAUUGUUUUCCAAAAAAUGUGCGAUCGAACGAAUUUUUUGUUCAUCUGUAUUCUUAUUGUUAGUAAACCGAAACAAGUAGUAAGGAUAAUAUUCAAUGUUUGGCUUGAGUUUCUGGAAAAAUAGAAAAAUAUAGGAUUCGAAACUUGUAUGAACACUCUCAUUUUUGUUCAUAUAUUUUUGAUUUUUUUUUGAAUGUUUUUCACACUAUAAAUUGUAGCAAGCUGGCUAAAAGUCGAUUUUUGUAGCAAAACUUGCUAAUUUUCCCCCCAGUAUUUUCUUCUUUUUUUAGCUGUGAAACUUACCAUCAAAGAAUCCUUGUUUUUUUCAUAAAUUUCCGGUUUUAAACUAAUAAUCGAAUCAUACGUGAAUUUGAUUGCUUCAAAAAUAUCAUCAAUAUUUUCAUGCCAUUGAAUCCUAACGACUGUAUAGUUGACAAUAAUCUUUUGCACUACUCUGAAAUUCCAACCAUCAACAACAAUUUCAAAUAUCCUAGGGUUAUAUGCAGCAAAAAGAUUAAUAGACAUCUGAUUGAUUGAUUUUCCGGAAUAUUUUAGAAUAUCGAUCGAUUUACAGCAAAUGAGUUUCUUCAAAGUUUCCAAUGGAAUUUCAUCUUCUUCAACAAUAAUUCUUAAUAUUUUACAUUUUGCAUUUUUGAAGUAAUAAUUCCAUUGAUCAAAUGGAAUAGUUCUUUUCAAUUCAAUUGUUCUUUUGAAUGGAAGUAUUCUUAUCCAAGGAACUUUUACCAAAGUUGUUGUUUCUAAUCGAAGUUCCUUAUUUUUGUUAUAAUACACAUUGGCAUCACAUUUUGGACCAGCAAUCAUCCAACGUUCUAAUUUAUGGACAUCGAAUAGAAACUUUGAUGAGUUCUUGAAUUUUUGAACAUCUUCGUAUUCAAGCUGAAAAACAGUCUGAUUGGGAAUAUAAUAAAUCAUUUGCUUACCUUUUCGAAAAUUGCUCCAAGAAUUUCAGUUGGCAAUUUUUUAAUCGGAGGCUCUUCUUUUUCUUCUUCAAUUUCUCUAGCAAAUGGCUUCAUAAAAAGGUUUAGAAAUUUGUGGAGGAUCAAGAAAAUAACCAACAUUAAAGAACGGUCUCAAAAUGUUUUUGCACACAGAUGGAAAGGUUGGUUUGUGGUGCAAUACACUCAGGGACGCUGAGAAAAUAUCACACAUUAUUGUGCAUCUGAAUUGUUCCCAAGCUGUUGUUUUAGUGGUUUGGGAAAACACACACACACAUCAGCUACUGAACUUCUGGUGGAGCUCAAAAAAUUGAGAAAUCUAUGUGAUAAAGAUAUAGAACAAAUAGACAUAAACGUAUGUUAGUGUUAAUAUUAUCAAAAUUGGUAUCGUUUUGAAGAAUUUUCGUUUCGAAAACUAGGGUUACUGUAGGACAACAAUUGGCGCCAAAAUUUCUAUUCAAAAAAAUCGAUGAAUAUCUCAGAUAAAAACUUUUUCAGAUAUCAUUUUUUUUUCAAAAGAAAAUAACUCACCAAACAUUAUUCAUAACCGCAGUUUAAUCGAAUAUAAUUUGAGUUUCUUCAUUUUACAUGACUUUAGUUCUAAAAAUCAGCAUAAAACUCUUGAAAUGAACUUUCAAUAAAUUUAAAUAUUAUUUUUUUACAGUAUCCGCAUGUGCUCAAAAAUGUGUCUCCAAAGCUUUGGAAUCCGCCAGCAUUGUCCUCACAGAACCCGUCAUGGAAGUUGAAAUCGAUAUUCGAAGUGAUGUACCAACUCAACCAAUUUUGAAUGAACUUGUCAAAAGAAGAGCCAGAAUUGAGUUUUCCGAUAGAAUCAAUGGUACUUAAUCUUGCUGAAAUUUUUCCUGACGAAAAGUAUUUUUUUUUAGAAUCUACAGUCCGUAUUCGAUCACAUUUACCGCUCGCAGAAAUGGAGAAUUUGUCUCGAGUUGUUCGAACUUUGACAUCUGGUUUUGGUGAUAUGAAUGUGCAAGUUUCGGGAUAUCAAGAAGUGCCGGAUUUUGAACGAAUUGCGAUUUUGGAUAGAAAAAAUGGAACAUAUUUAUAG